This is a messenger RNA of Sphaeroforma arctica JP610, 2102 nucleotides long. RefSeq lists its product as hypothetical. The transcript has a single exon. The record is from RefSeq and is a predicted model, not a curated record. Lineage: Eukaryota; Ichthyosporea; Ichthyophonida. Bases 95 to 1975 code for a protein of 626 amino acids.
CCAAAAGACAGCCAAAAGGAGGGCUGUCUGAUAGUCGCUGAACAUAGUUUGUGUAAACAGCGUAUACAGCCAAAGCGGGGGAAACAAUUAUUUGAUGAGAACACUGGAUUCACCGUACAUACCUCGAAAUAGUGGUUAUAUCAACAACAAUGCCGAUAUGAGUAAAACAGAAUGCACGCAGGGUGGCACGCAGGGUGAGACUUCUCCAUUGCUAGGAGGCAAGGAUGGCAGCAUCGAGAAAAUUGUGCACAGCUACGGGGUGUCUGACAAUGUUGAGCACUCCUCUACACCUACAAAACAUAAGACAAAAGCAAGUUAUGAAAAUAUCAAUUCCCAAAUGAACCACUUACAACCUACGGAUAAAGGAGGAAGAAAUUUGAUUGAUAGAGAUGCAUUGAAGUUAAGCAAGGAGGAGAAAGCUGUGCUGGUCAUACAGCGAUUUGUCCACAAAUGGCGGUUUAAGAAGCAUAUGAGAAGCGCUUGUGCCUUCCGAACCCUGGUAGAAGCCCCUCCUCAACCGAUAACCAUGGUUACGUAUGUGAAGGCGGUUGUCACGCUGGUAGGGCUGGCUUUAAUGUGGCUGGGUCUGUGGACACAGUUUGAUGUCGGGUUAUGGCAGAAGGAUCUAUUUCCUAAUACUUUUGUCAAAGAUACCAUAUUCCUAGUCGUUGGUGUUUUGUUGCUCUGUUCAGUAGACUGUUACUAUAUAGACGGUGGUAUGGAAGGAACCCUGUUGUAUCCGGAACCUAGAUGGCUUAUACGGGCGAACUCGUUUCUACUACGGCGUGGCGAGAUGUUCUACAGGUGUGUAAUAAAUAUCGUCGAGGUUAUGCGCUUGCUAGCGAGCCAUUUGGGAUCAGCACUGGUGUGGUUUGCCUUCUACGACUUAGUGGAUAAGGUUUGGCAGGAACCAGGUGAUCGUAAAAACGGAGUCGCACCGUUAGAGUACACAUUUGACACAUACACGUAUACGAUUGAUGAUGUGAACUAUGUGGAUAUACUCCAUUUGUCGGAGGCCUUCAGACCCGCCUACAACGUGCUGUUGUUCUGCCUGGGACUGGGCAUCACUGUUUGGACCGGGUGUUUCCUUACAGUCACUGGCAUUGAACCUGAAGAUGACGAUGAUUCAACGUACGUUGAUCUGACCAAUCCAUCGAGCGACCACUUGCAAUUGGCUGCACUCACUUUGUUGUCUCUUUUUGGCCAGGCGCUCAUAUGGGUAGGGGCAAAUAACUUUUUGGAAAUGGAUUUGGGCUGGGAGUGCAUAUGGCGUGAGUUGUUAUAUAUAAUAAUUGGGUUUGCGGCAUUCAUGCUCUCCGAUUCAUUUAUAUCGAACGGUUGCAUCGAAACCAAAGAUACCCCGGAGCAAUAUACGGAAGACAGCAUAGCCGACGAGAAUGAACGAGAAAGUGCCGGCAAGAGUCUAGUAGGGCGAGAUAAGCCCAAAAACACAUCGAAGAAGAAUCAGCAGACAGAUGAACAGAAAUGGGAAAGUGGUGAUCUCUCUUUAAAAUCUAUUUACCUGCGCUCGAUGCUCUCCUUGGUCGGCGCUGUGACGCACAACACAGCCAUGUGGCAAAUUGCUGACACAUACAUAUACCCGUCGGCAUGGGGUCAAUGCUCGCACAACGGCACCAGCAAUGACCCUGACUGGCCGUGCGCAAAGAGAGACUUGAUGUACAUGUGCAUCGGUAUGGUCAUGCUAAUUGCUACACGCACCGCUACCCAGGCUGUAGGUAUCAGUAUCAACCCUCUUUCCACCGCCCCAGGCAUCGGGCAGAAGCGAACUAGUCGCGUGCGACGUAUGCGCAAGGAGCUGCUCCUGCGCAAGUAUGUGAGUGCGCUGAUCGACAAUACAUUGAAGUCUGGAGAUAAACUGGACUCUUUGAUCACAAAUGGGUCUCGGAGAGAGUGUAAAAACAGGGCCAGGAGAAGCGGCCGGGAAUUGAGACCGGCCGCGGAGAAGCUCGUUUAGACCGUGUUAGAAAAUCGUUCGUUACUGGCUUGGUUUAUUAUUACUGAAGUGCGGGUACACAAUGGCAAAAGUCUGCAAACUUGCACAUUCACAACAACCGGAAUGGACUGGCGUAGUGAGGACUUGA